AUGGGCAGAUUCGACAAGAAUUCUGAAGAAACUAGAGUUCGAACUGCAGCAAUGGAGGAAAAGAUUAUGGCUAUGCUUGCAAAAAUGGACGAAAAGGUGGAUGCAAGAAACAAGGAAAUGAAGGAGAAAAUAGACGCAAAAAUGGAAAAAUUGGACGAAAAGAUAGACAUAACAAAUAAAGAAAUGGAUAAAAAAAUGGACGUAAGAAAUAAAGAAAUGGAUGAAAAAAUGGGCGCCAGAAUAGAAGAAAUGAACGAAAAUAUGGAGACAAAAGAUCGCAAAAUGAAUGCAACAAUAGCAGAAGUGAACGGAAAAAUGGAAAUAAUGGACGUGAAAAUAAAUAAGCAAAUCGCCUAA
Zophobas morio is the source of this 357-nucleotide messenger RNA. RefSeq lists its product as uncharacterized. NCBI's taxonomy places the organism in Eukaryota, Metazoa, Arthropoda, Insecta, Coleoptera, Tenebrionidae. The coding region runs from base 1 to 357 and encodes 118 amino acids. The record is from RefSeq and is a predicted model, not a curated record. The transcript has a single exon.